This is a messenger RNA of Paramecium sonneborni, 1956 nucleotides long. The record is from the annotation of a GenBank genome assembly. NCBI's taxonomy places the organism in Eukaryota, Ciliophora, Oligohymenophorea, Peniculida, Parameciidae.
AUGAGUUCCGUUUAAAAAGAAUUACAGAUUUCAGAUUGCAGUGAUCGUGGACUCUAUUACGAUGGGUAAUGCUAAUGUGAUUUGGGCUACUUUGGAGUUGAAUGUGAAUUGAAAUUAGAAGAACUCCAUCUUGCGACUUAUUUCACAUUCAUAGGUUUCUUUUUAAUACUCUUUACAUUGUUACUUCUUUUCACUAUAAAACAAUUUUAACUAUCUUUGAGAAUGAAUAAAAUACCUUCCUAUCAAAAGUAUGGAAAUAGAUUGAAUUAUUAAAUAGAGGAUGCAAUUACAUUAGAAAUGUUCUUGGAUCUCCACUGAAUUGUAUUUUAUGUCUGACAAUUUUGUUUAGCAUUCUUAAGAUUUUAUGGUUAGGUUUGGACCCCUUUUAAUUAUAUGUAUGUAUCAUAAAUUUCUCAAUUAUUUAGGAUUACAAAGAGAGAGUUUGUGAGAGAAUUCUGGCAGAAGUAGUUUACACUAUCUUAUUUUAUAUAUAUGGAAUUUUAUUAAUGGUUUGGUAUACCAUGUAUGAUGAAAUUUCAUUUAAUAUUUCUGAGAAAAAGAAAAACAAUUUAGAAUAAUCUUCAGGUCUCAAAACUGAAAGUAGAAGAUUCAUUCUGGCUUACUACAAAGAUAUUAUGAAGAUAAGGCUCUUUCUUGUCUUAAUUCUUUAAUUGAGUGUUAGUACAUUAAAUGGUAAUAUUUAAACCUUUAAUUAGGAUUAAGAUUAGGACAAUAGUAUAAAACUUUAUUAUAUAUUGCAUAUGUAGUUUUGUUACUCAAUUUUAUGUAUUCAAAUAAAAUUCAUAACUUUUAGUUCAUUUAUUUUUGAAUUCCUUUUAUAUGGUAGAUCACUAAAUUAAUGCAUAGAAUAAUAACUAAAAAGACUUGAUUAAGAUAAUAGAGAAUAAGAAAAAGAAGAAAAAUUAAAAUUAGCUUAAAAUAAUUAGCAAGUAAUUUAUAUCUUUUUGUAACAAAUAGAAUAUACUAUCAAAAACUUAAUUGAUAUUUUAAUAAGAAGAUUAAUUGUAAUCACCAGCCACUCCUGAUUAAUAAAUUUAAAGAUUAAGUUCUUUAAGUGAAAGUGAUGAAAGUCAUGAAUAGAAAGAAACAUCUAGAGCAAUUAAAUAAAUUGAUAAAUUUUAGCCUUCAUUUCUUUAAAAAAAAUAAGUAACUUUUAAAUAACCUAAAAAUAUACCAACUUAAUAAAAUAUUUAAGGUAAAAAAGAAGUAUAAAAAAUUAUAAUUAAAACUAUUGAGAGUGAAGAAUCUUAAAAUUCAUUACCUGUAGAUGAAGGUUCUAAUCAUUAAAAAGUCAAUUCCUGUUUACUUAAUGAAGAGGAUUUUGAUUAAAUCAACUUAUAAUGGAAUAUAUAAAAAGAAAGAGCUAACGUUAAGAAAAUAAAAAAAUAACAAAUUAAAAUUGUGGAAAAAACUAAAUAAUAAAUUUAUGAAAAUAAAAAAUAAAAAAAAAAAGCAUCAAUAAAAAAUAAUAUUAAAGAUAUAAUUAAUUUUGAUUCAUUUUAAAAUGAAGAUGAUAAUAAAAUUAAUAGUUAAUUAGUUCUAGCCUACUAAGCAGAAAUGCUUGCUUAGUAAAAAUAGAUUAGAACAGCAAAUUUAAAUGUUGAUAAAAAAGUACUUUCUAAAAUCUAAAUGCUUAUUUAUGUUGGAGUAUUUCUAGAGAUCUGUUUUGGAGCUUUAUCUAUUGUUAUUUUAUUAACAGAUUUACUAAAAAAUCCUUUAGGUUAAAUUGAUUCUUAUUUUAGGAACUAUUUGUUAUUUAUAUAUUUCAGCUAUGCUUCAAUUCUUGUCAUUAAUUACUGUUUUAAAACUUUUCAGAGAUGUUAAAAGUCAAGAAGUCUUGAAUCUUAUUUGGAUAUAAAAAGUAGGAAAUAGAAAAAAUAAAAUUAAUUAAAAGUAUUUUUUUACAAUUCCUCUUUAAUAAACAAGAUAGGAUGA